GUGGCUCGUGUGAGUGCGCGCGCCAAGUUUUUAGUUACGCGUCGGAACGUAUCCGCCAAGCUAAAGCCAAAGGCAGCGCUUAGAAGUCGCAGCAGCAGCCGCAGCAGUCGCAGCAGCAGCACAAGUGGCAGCAGCAGUCGCAGUAGCAGCAGCAGCAGCAACGACGGCCUUAGUUUUAAUCCAUAGUUAAAUAAUAAUAACAACAACAACAAGCAGACCGGAAAAACGUUUGUGGCAAUAAGCGAAUUUGUUGUUUUGUCGCGUUGCAGUUGCCAGUUGCAAGUAUUGGCCAUUGCAUCAACUUGACGAAACGCUCAACCGACGGUUAAACCAACUCAAUACAACACAACACAUAACUGACCAACAACAACAAUUCCAAUUGCAAUUACUUUUACAGUGUUGAGAAUCGCUCAAAUUCCAAUUGGACUAACAAUACAAACUCUAACAAGAGAAUCAAAGAGAACGUGUUAAUAUUGCUCAUAAAAUCGUGAAAUCUUUACCAUAAGCUACUUAAUUCAAUGUUCAACGACAACAACAACAAGAACAACGCGAAGAAGCCUCGUGAAUGAAUUAAUGAAUAAGACCAGCGCUCAAAUAAAAGCCAUCAUAAACAAAUAAAGAAAAUAAAUAAACAUAAACUAGUGAUAUCCCCAACAUGUGUAAUGUGUAAAACAAACAACAGCCAAAACAAAAACAAAAACAACAAUAAAACAAAAACAACUACAGAUACAGAUACAAAAUACAAAUACAAAAAUUCAAGCAGCUCAGUUCUGUUAAGUUAAGCUCAUAAAAGUCGCUCGUAAACAUAAAUUGUUUAAGAAAAUUAUACGCAACUCAACGAUUUAUGGAAUUUAAAGAGAGAAAAAACAACAAAUCACAGCAAAGCAGUCAUAACCAUAACCACACACAAUCCAUAGUUAUAAGGCAUUACUUAUAGAGAAUAUACAUAUAUUUCAAUACCCAUUGCGGCUUAGAAAAUACAAAGGCAAUGCAGCGAUAUUUAAGCUUGACCUGUACUCUUCAACGCCGCAUAGCCACCGACACCUUUAGCACCACACCAACAGUUGCAGCAGCCUCAGAGGACUCCACAGCAAACCGGCCAAGAGCCUCGAGCGCUUUGAUUGCAGCUCCGUCAACAAAAUGAUGGAACGUCUAUCCACGCAUCUGUCGCUCUCUGGCCUUUCGCUCGCACAUCCCUUGCAGAGUCAUUUGAGCUCGGUUAGCUCCAGCAGCGGCACACAUCUUGGACAGCUGAUUCAGCACCAUCAGCAGCAACAGCAGCAACAACAACAACAACAACAGCAGCAACAACAGCAGCAACAGCAACACAGCGGUGAACAGAAUCACAGUCACGGCCACGCCCAUCAUCACAGUCAGCAAUUGUCGCUGGGUCAGUUGGGGCAGCAGCAUCAUCAUCACCAUCAGUGCAACAGCAACAGCAGCGGCGGUUCACCCAACGGCAACGGCGGCAGCAGCUCGUUGGGAUUGCAUCCACAUCUGCAUCAUUCGGCGGCAGCUGCAGCGGCCGCUCAUCAUCUGAGCUCACAGCACUCGCAGUUGCAUCAGCAUCAUCAGGCGGCAGCAACAGCCGCCGCAGCAGCAGCAGCGGCCCAACAGCAACAACAGCAGCAGCAACAACAACAGCAACAGCAGCAGCAGCAAUCACAAUCGUCAGCCUCACAUCACAGCCAGCCAACAGGCAGCGGAUCGAGUUCCCUUCACGCUCAAUCCCAAUCACAGUCGCAUCAGCCGCAUAGCAACGGCAUUGGCCAGCAUCUGGGAGCGGGCAGCGGUCACAGUCUUGGCAGCUCCAACUCCAGUGCGCCAGUGCAUCACUCGUCCACGUCCAGCGCCACGAGCAGCGUCAUGGCAGCCGCAGCCGCCGCUCAUCUGCAUCACAAUUCACAGGCGUCGCCCAUCAGCAAUCUGCAUCAGAAUAUGGGCAGCCUCAUGAACAGCGGCAGCAGCGCCAGCGAUGUCUUCUUCAGCCUGAUGAUACAGAACACAACGAAGCGCCAGAAUGAGGAGCACAUAAAACGUCCAAUGAAUGCGUUUAUGGUCUGGUCCCGUUUACAGAGACGCAAGAUAGCACAGGAUAAUCCCAAAAUGCACAAUUCGGAGAUAUCGAAGAGGCUGGGUGCCGAAUGGAAACUGCUUACCGAGGAAGAGAAACGUCCUUUUAUCGAUGAGGCCAAACGUUUGCGCGCCAUGCACAUGAAGGAGCAUCCCGACUACAAGUAUCGACCCAGACGCAAACCCAAAGCUCUGAGGCGUGAUGGCUACCCAUAUCCCAUGCCAUAUCCAUCGGUACCCGUGGAAGCAUUAAGAGCAGGCAUCUCACCGGGUUACUUUGCCCCCGGCCCCACAGCGGCCGCCUAUCAUCUGGGCAGCCAUCUCUCGCAGACAUCGACGCCAAGCUCAACGCAGGCCACUCUCUCUGGGCAAAUGGACAAAUUUGCCGCCUUGGAGCGCAGCUCGUAUCUGAGCAACGCAGCAGCCGCCGCGGCUGGCAGCCAGGCGAGUGCUUACAGCGCCUACUUGGAUCCCAGUGUGCUAACCAAGGCCUACUUUGACUCCAAGAUGUAUCAGGAUCGUGCCAACUAUGCCUUUGAUAUCUCCAAGAUCUAUGGCGCCCAGCAGCAUGCGGCGGCGCAUCAUCAGCAGCAGCAACAGCAGCAGCAGCAGCAACAACAGCAGCAGCAACAGCAACAGUUGCUAAUGGCCAGCAGCGGAGCUGGCGGAGGUGGUGGAGGAGGAGGCGGAAGUGCGGGUGGCAGCUCGCACAACAACAACAGCAGCAGUGGGCUGGAUGAUCGCGAUGCCACGCCCCAGCUGGAUGCAGGCGGAGGGCAAGUGGAGGCCAAGCCGCAUCUGCAUUCGCCCAGCGAUGUGGGUCUGGACUAUGCCCAUCAAUAUGCCCAGCAGUAUGGCGGACAGUUGGCGGCCAGUGCUGCAGCUGGCGUCGGGGUGGGUGUUGGAGGAGGCGGGGCUGCUGGGGGCGGUGGCGGGGCUGGAGGUGCCACUGAUUUUCGACGACCGCUGACGGUCAUCUUCUGACCACCAUCGUCCAAUGGCAGUGAGGAGUUGAACUUGUCUAUGACUUAGGAAAUGCGAAAUGCGAGAUUAAAGUUAAACGUAGCCAACUUUACAGUUAAGCCUCGAGUUGUAAAAUAAUCAUAAGCUUUGUUAAAACGAGCAGCAGCUGCAGCUGGAAGGAGAGAUGGCCUGAGCAAGAGACGCAGAAGGAGUCGAGAGGGAGACGGAGAGACAGAAGAGAGGAUCAAAAUGAGGAGGAUUAAUCCAUGCAGAACAACGAGCGGUGCAAUUUUUUAUGUUUUAAACGCUGAACGAAGUGCAUAGCAUAAAUUUAAAUGUAUUUAAAUUCUACAAAAUAUACAUCAACACAAACAACUCAAAAACAAAACAACAGCAAAAUACAAAAUACAAAACAAACAACAACAAAAAACAAAAACAAAUGCAAUAAAUGCAAAUUAAAAACGCAGUAAAUUGUUGCAAAAC
This is a messenger RNA of Drosophila albomicans, 3519 nucleotides long. RefSeq names its product hormone receptor 4 (gene Sox21b). Gene Ontology annotation, molecular function: DNA-binding transcription factor activity, RNA polymerase II-specific; RNA polymerase II cis-regulatory region sequence-specific DNA binding. The coding region runs from base 1141 to 3057 and encodes 638 amino acids. The transcript has 7 exons. Lineage: Eukaryota; Metazoa; Arthropoda; Insecta; Diptera; Drosophilidae. The record is from RefSeq and is a predicted model, not a curated record. Gene Ontology annotation, biological process: anatomical structure morphogenesis; regulation of DNA-templated transcription; cell differentiation.